This is a messenger RNA of Clarias gariepinus (North African catfish), 2003 nucleotides long. RefSeq names its product secreted frizzled-related protein 5 (gene sfrp5). The transcript has 3 exons. NCBI's taxonomy places the organism in Eukaryota, Metazoa, Chordata, Actinopteri, Siluriformes, Clariidae. The record is from RefSeq and is a predicted model, not a curated record. Gene Ontology annotation, molecular function: Wnt-protein binding. Bases 312 to 1250 code for a protein of 312 amino acids. Gene Ontology annotation, biological process: non-canonical Wnt signaling pathway; canonical Wnt signaling pathway; negative regulation of canonical Wnt signaling pathway.
UCGACUGGUAAAGCCAGCAACCCACUCCUUCAUAUUCCUAAGAUACAUCUUAGAGAGCUUAGAAAAGAGCAGAGCAGUGGAAGGCAAAUCAUCCCUACGGGAAGAGCCGUCUGAAUAACUGAAGUCAGGAGACUGAUUUAUUGGAAGACUACCUUGCAAAACUAAGCAAAAGAGGGAAUCAGAAUCUACACUGCAAAGCUUUGCGUUGAUUCAUCCAUCAUCAAGUUCAUCUAUUUAAGAGGAUAAAAAAAGGAUUAACGUAUUGCUGGCCUUUUUCCCCUAACUUUGAUAAACUGUAAAUCUCAAGAAGCAUGGCUGUACAUAAGAGGCAAUUGUGUAUGUUUAGCUCACUGACUUUGGCACUGGGACUGGUCUUCUUCAGUUCGGCCACCUUGGCGGAGGAGUACGACUAUUACAGCUGGCAAUCCGACAACUUCCACAACGGUCGUUUUUAUGCCAAGCAGCCACAGUGUGUGGACAUCCCAGCAGAGCUACGUCUCUGCUACACAGUUGGCUACAAAAAGAUGCGACUUCCCAACCUGCUGGACCACGAGACCAUGCCUGAGGUGAUGCAACAGGCAGGCAGCUGGGUGCCCCUUCUGGCCAAGCGCUGCCAUGCAGACACACAGGUGUUCCUCUGCUCACUGUUUGCCCCGGUGUGCCUGGACAGGCCCAUUUACCCCUGCCGCUCUCUGUGCGAGGCCGUCAGGAACAGCUGUGGUCCUGUCAUGGAGACCUAUGGCUUUCCCUGGCCUGAGAUGCUACAAUGUGACAAGUUCCCAAUUGAUAAUGAUCUCUGCAUCCCUAUGCAGUUUUCCGGGAAUCAUGCCACUCAGGCUCCAGCUUCAAAAGCAUGUCCACCCUGUGACAAUGAAAUGAAAGCUGACACAAUAAUGGAGCAUUUCUGUGCCAGUGACUUUGCACUUAAAAUGAAGAUUAAAGAAGUGAAGAAGGAGAAAGGUGACCGCAAGCUUAUCGCAGCCCAAAAAAAGAAGAAGGUUCUCAAGAUGGGGAUCCUCCGCAAAAAAGACAUGAAGAAGCUUACCCUGUACAUCAAGAACGGAGCGAACUGCCCUUGUUCCCAACUUGACAACCUUGGGAGCAGUUUCCUCAUCAUGGGCCGCAAGGUGGACCAACAGCUACUGCUCAUGGCUAUUCACAAGUGGGACAAAAAGAGCAAGGAACUCAAGUAUGCCCUCAAAUACAUGAAGUCACAGCAGUGUCCAACAUACCACACUGUCUUUCAGUGAUCAACGACUUUAUAACUCAAGUCUACCCACUCAAAGCUUUUCAAUCCCCCUCUGCAAUUACAGCAUACAUUUUAUUCAGCAGUUGCCUCAUUGCUAAUGAUGGGUUGACACUUCAGCAAUCUUCAUUUUUCUAUAUACAAAUGUACUCAUUUACCUUGGUUAGAGCAGAGGAUAAAAUAUAUUCCCAAAGAACAGUCCAAAUAAAAUGCCAUUUUUUGUGUGGUAACUGAUCCCACAUCAGGAGGGAUAAGAAAGGUGUAGGAGCCAAUUUGAGCUGAUUGUGUUAAUGUCAGAGUGAAAAAAGAACAACCAUUACAUAAACAUUAGAUUCAAAGACAAAUAGCUUUUCUGUUAACAUUUAAUUUUGUAGAUAUGGAUAAAAAUAUUAUACCAUAAACUAUGUAGAUAAGAGUAUGAUUAUAAAAAUGCUUCUAAAAUGCAGGGCGGCCAGCUCAAAUAUGGUUCUUAUUGAUAAAGAGGACUGAUUGCAUUUAUUUGUGAUGGAUGGUCAGUGGGACGAUGAGUUGCACCUGCAUUACUUUCUUGUUCUUACGAGUGUUUCAUACCAGCCAGUUGAAUGGCAGACUUUGGACUGAACCUUUGCAGUUUGGUUGGUAAGAUCUCUGAUGCCUUUUGUAUACUUUGUUCUUUUAAAUAUUAAUUUUUACUGAAAUUAUUAUGACUUACACUUCUAAGAAAUAAAAAAAGACAAAAACAUCUGGCAGGCUUAUCAUUUAAACUCACCGUUGCUAA